AUGCUAGAAACAAACAUAUUAAGGGCAUUACCACAGGUUAGAAGAUACCUGGUGAAACACUCUCGAUCUCCUUUUCUGUUUCUUCCAAAUGAAACAAAGCAUAUAUUUGAUGAAGAAAAACUAACACCAGAAGAAAAUAAAGCAGCUAUUCCCUUAAAACCAAAUUACGAAAACUUGGAAAAAAUCCACCAUGAAGUGAUAAAUCCAGAAGAAAUCUCAGAUCUUGUAGUUAAAUUUAAUUCAAAUGAUAUUUUAGUAAGCAUAUUGUCAAAUGAUGGGUGUUUAUUUGGCGACAAAAACUAUUUGCUUACAGGAACAACCAAACCAACCAGAUUUAAGGCUACAAGUAUUUUGAAUAGUUGGUGCCGAAUUUUUAAUAACCAAAUUAAAGACUUGAAAGAAAUUUCACCGAUGCAAUUCUGGGAUCCUGUUGUGUCCCCACAAAUCAGUAAAGCUAUUGAUGAGUAUGGAGAUAAUUUUGAGAAACUUUUCAAAGAAACAAGAGCAUUGAAGAAUUCCAAAUUGAAAAAACACGGAGAUAUCCCCCCUUCAGAAUUAGUGGACAUGAUUACAAUGGAUAACUUGUCACUUUAUGUUUUAAACCAAUUGAGUUCCAUUGAAUCUUUAGCAGCAUUUGUUGCAUUUAUGAGGAAUCAUAUUGAAUAUUAUACAGUUGAGGGUUUGAGUGAGAUAUUAGCAAAGUUGACAGACAUUUGCUAUAGAUUGCAUGGUGAUAUUGAUUACGAACUUUAUUUAUCAGUGAAACAAAAAUAUCCUGGUGUUAUUCAGAAACUACCAUCUGACACAGUUGAUAAAUUAGCCAAUUUGUUAGCCUCAAAAAACUGGGAAUUAUCCAAAGAGUUGAUCCAGGUGCUAAUCAAACGAGAUGUGUGUCCUUCGGAAACAACAAUGAAUGAGUUCUUGCUUAACUUUGUCAAUAGUGAUCCUGAAACAAAAUUGAAAGAGUUGUCAUUUCUUAAACUGGCUAUUUUCAGCAGAGGAGUGAAUGAAUUGUCUUUGCAAAUACUAUUAUCAACAAUAAGAAAUAUUCAUGAGUUCAGUAAAUUGAUAGAGUUGAUUAAAACUUCAAGUCAAUGCCAACUCAUUUUAUCAAAGUACCAGCAUAUCUUGUUUGCAACUUUGAAAAGAGUAUCUGCUAACUUGCCUUUACAAAAGGCACAAUUUGUUAGAGUAUUAACCGAAAAGAAUGUUCAAGUUGACAACGACUUGAUGAAGAUAUUAAAAAAACCAACUAGCUGA
Candida dubliniensis CD36 is the source of this 1260-nucleotide messenger RNA. RefSeq lists its product as uncharacterized. Bases 1 to 1260 code for a protein of 419 amino acids. NCBI's taxonomy places the organism in Eukaryota, Fungi, Ascomycota, Pichiomycetes, Serinales, Debaryomycetaceae. The transcript has a single exon. The record is from RefSeq and is a predicted model, not a curated record.